AUGGAUCCUCGACAUGAGCAGAUCCUCCACUGGAUCCGUACAAAUGAGUAUAUCGUCAAGACCGACUAUGUUAAGCCCCGCAAGGAAGGCCCUGCACUCAUCGAUGUUCCCGUUCGACCCGUCGUCGAUGCCGCAGUUGGUGACGACAGCUCCUGCUCAACCGCCUCGUCGUCCACGGAUCUCCCGGACAUCUUGAGCGGCGCGGCCGACGACCCCCUCAUCGCAAUCACGGCAGAGAUAGAGCGUGUUUUCCACGAUGGCCGCGCUACGUGGACCAGACUCGUCAAGGAAGCCGAGUCCCUCCCGCUGCACGUCCUCCCUACCGGGUGUGCCGAUCCAUCCAUCAUGCUGCAGGACGUCCCGGCCCUGCCCGCCCGUCUCCCGGAGAAACGGGGGGCUCUCACCGGGAGACCGCUGUGGUACGUCCCAGAUCCCGAGGCUAACCGUGCGGGUGAUGAGAAACCAGACCCCACUAGCGACCACCUGGACUUUCAGUAUUCCCAUGGCAUACGCAAGCAUUUUCAGCUUUGUUUCUCGAAGCCCGUCGGAUGCCGCAUCCACGCCGCCCAGCCGCCACUCCAUGACGACGGCCUACAGGCAUCACAGAAAGGGCUCGCCAUCCUGACCAUGAAGGUCGCGUACGCGCAACAUUUCCUCAGCCCUGUAGCCACCAGCACACUCCAAGACACGGUUUGUGACAUGAUAAGCUUGAAGCUGCCUGCGUUUGCCUCUCCUGCACUCGUCCGCUGGCUCAGUGCUCUGCUUUCCCCGACGCCAGGCUGGUGUGGAGACGGCAAUCGACCCGACUUUCCUCCGUGGGCUGCCUUCUGCUCUGGUCCGCUGCGCUUUCGCAUCGUCGUCCCACCGGAGCCAUUCCCGCUUGACCAACAGCCGCCGUCGCCGCCGACUUCGUGCCAAGCCACCAAGUUGCUCAUCGAGCUUUGUACCAUCUACGGCUUUCUCGACGGCCCCCCCUGUGGGCUUACCCCGGCAACAGCAGCCUUCCUCGCCGCUCUAGCCCUCCCCUUCACCCGUGAUGAUGGUCAGAAUCCGCGGUUCCCUAAACCCGGCUCCAUGACCCCCACUAGAACCUCCCUCCCUAGUAAGCCCGCUACUGAGCCCUCCCGAAUCCGCCAGUAUACGGCCGACCUUCGCUACUACAUGGCGAUUAGCAUGCACCCGCGCUCCGUCGGGUCCGUCCUGUGGAGCAUCUUCUGGCAACCAAGCGUCCCAGCCAACCUGGUUAACCCCUGGCUCGCGUCUAUCUCCACUGUGCUCACCUCUACCCCUAACCCCACCCAGCUUGCGCGAGUGUUCCUCCUUCGCCGGCCCCGUGUCGCCCUCUGGUGGGUGGGCCUACUCCUCCUGGGCGACUUACCUACCAUUCAUUCCCGCAUCGCUCUCUACCUCUCCACAACAGAAGAGCGCUGGGGCUUUGGCUCCCUCGCGCGUCCCGACACCGCUGUCGCUGCUUGGACGGGAACACCCCAAUCCUUUCUUGACGAUUCUUCACCAAACCCGUACGGCGCCGGCAAGACCGAUCAGAAGAUUGCUAGACACGACUUGCUCCGCCACCGCUAUAACUUUCACCUCCAGGACGAAAUGUCCGUUCGCUUGUCCUGGAUUCCCUUUGGCUCGAUCCCCCGAGAGUGUGUUGAGCCCGAUCUCUGGCCGUGGCUUGAUCGUGGCCAUACAAGGGAGUACGUCCACUGGGUGUGGUGGAUUAGGCAAGGCAGGGCCAAGACUGGCACCCGCCUCCAUUGCGAUGUGCAACGCGGGUUUCGGCGUGACACGGGCAGGUUUGUGGAGGACGUGCCCGACCACCUCGACGUCACUCGUGCCCGAGGACGGCGAGCUCGCCAUGGUAGCAUUAAGAUGGAACCAUCUAGAGCGUCAACAUCUCGUAUGGUUUCUCAUUCGAUCUUGGCUCUGCCUGGGGCUGACAGCCACCCAUGGGUCAAGGAUUGGAUGAACAGAACACAAGAAUGA
Dichotomopilus funicola is the source of this 1989-nucleotide messenger RNA. RefSeq lists its product as uncharacterized. The record is from RefSeq and is a predicted model, not a curated record. The transcript has 3 exons. Bases 1 to 1989 code for a protein of 662 amino acids. Lineage: Eukaryota; Fungi; Ascomycota; Sordariomycetes; Sordariales; Chaetomiaceae.